Molecule: messenger RNA, 3209 nt
Organism: Bemisia tabaci
Lineage: Eukaryota; Metazoa; Arthropoda; Insecta; Hemiptera; Aleyrodidae
Product: solute carrier family 2, facilitated glucose transporter member 6
Biological process (GO): transmembrane transport
Cellular component (GO): membrane
Molecular function (GO): transmembrane transporter activity
Source: RefSeq, a predicted model, not a curated record
GUGACUCACAAUCAGGCCACCGAUUUCCUGUCCAUCACCAGCACGGGCCACCUCAGUCCACGCCUCCGUUCGCGUGCCCAACUUCACAACCAGCUUUCUCGAUAGUAACUUUGUUUUUUUUGUUCUUUAUUUGUGGUUUUUUUUUUUUUUUUACUUUAUACCUCAACUUCCCUCAAUUUUUUCCGGAAUCAGGAUUCGAAAGUUCGUGAACCGAUUACACAAGUAAAUUUCCGCACUCCUUGUCCUAUACUCGCGCUCGUAAACUUGAGUGGAUAGUCCGGGGUCAGAUCUCCCGAAUGCGCUCAAAAUCUUUUUGGGACUUUUCCGCUGAUUUCCCUGAUUUUUCCGGGAAUCACUAGAUUUUAGAACCGGCUCUAGUAUCUCUGUGCCAAGUUUCUACUUGCACUCGAAAAUAUAAGUGCAUGGUCCGCGUGUUCCAAGAUGAGCCUGGAAGAUCCUGUCUCGUCUAGUGAAAUGGAGGAUUGAUAAAGCCGGAUUCAUUGCAGGCUGUUGAAAGAACAGACGGAAUCAUGAAGCUGUUGCCACAAAAUGGAACUCUCCAUCAGAUUCUUGCAAGUAUUGCAGCUGCCCUGGCAGGGUUCAACUCGGGGAUGUGGCGUGUGUGGCCGUCGCUAGCGAUCCCUCACCUGAAAUCGGCGUCGUCCCCGUUUCAGGCCUCGGACACGGAGCUGUCUCUGAUCGCGUCGCUGUCCUACUUUUCCUACUUCUUGAGCCCGUUCCUUUGCCGCUACCUCAUCCGUUUCGGGAGGAAAUUCUGCGUGGUUGUCUCUCUCCUCCUCUUCGGGGUCACCUGGUCGGCCGCCCUUGUCGCCAGCAACCCUUACGUCCUCUACGGGGCCAGCAUCGCAGCAGGAUUUGGCAACGGCCUCUCUAGUAUCAUCGUGCCGAUUUACAUCUCCGAGAUAGCGUCCCCCUCUAUCAGAGGCGCUUUGGUGACGGGGUACUCGCUGACCUUCACAUCGGGACAAAUCUUCACCGCGGCUGCGGGGAUCGAACUCCGAUACCACUCGCUGAAUCUGGCCGGGUUGGCUUUCUCAGUCUUCUCAUUCGUGCUCGCCACCGUGUUCGUGCGCGAAACGCCCCAACAUCAUCUCAUUGUCGGCGAUGAUGCUGCAGCCAAGGAGACGCACAGGUACUUCCACAGCAACGCGAGCUCCUCCCUGGAGGCGAAAGACGGCGCAGACCAAGACCUGGAGGAGAUGAAGAAGAAGAUCCUGGCGGAGAUGUCCUCCCAGAGCUCCUUCAGCGAGCUCUUCCAGACUCGCGGCUCCCGGCGGGCCGUCCUCAUCAUCUGCCUCGUCUCCUGCUUCCAGAUGCUGGCCGGCAUCUCCUCCAUCGUCUCCUUUUCCUCCAUCACCCUCCCGCCCACGCACUCCUACCUCACCGUCGACCUCACCGUCCUCCUAUGCCUCGUCCUGGGCGUCACCUCCAACUCCAUCGGCUCCUACCUCAUCGACCUCGUCGGCCGGCGCAUCCUCCUCGCCGUUUCCAGUUUCCUCGGCUCCGUCAUCACCCUCGCCCUCGCCGUCUUCUACUUCCUCCACGACAAGGACACCCUCCCCGGCGACGUCGUCUACCUCCCCUACGCUCUCACCAUGGCCUACUUCUUCGUCUUCUACCUCGGCAUGGGCAUCGUCCGCCCCGUCUUCAUCGGCGAGCUCUUCCCGACCAACGUCAAGGUCCACGCUUCCAUGAUCUCGAUCCUGUGUAUAUCCGCCGCCUCCUUCCUGGUCAAUUUCAUCUACCUGCAAGUCAGUAAUCUGGUGGGCGUCUACGCUAUGUUCCUCGUUUUCACUCUCAGUAAUAUUUGUAAUUUCGUGUCGGCUCUGUACAUCGUCGUCGAGACGAAAGGGAAGACUCUGUUCGAGAUACAGGAGUACUUCAAGGGUUUUUAGAGCUCGGAUAUUUUAAGUUUUACGUGAAAUUGACUCGGCUCAACUCUACGGAAACGAAUUUGGUGCAUUCAUGUCUGAAGACGAGUAUUCCAUUUCCAACGUUUCAAAUGUACAGAUGGGCAUUUUUGUUUUAUCGAAUGGAAUGCCAAUUCCAGUGGCGUGGCGUGAAUUGCGAUAUAUCGAUUGUUAUGCCAUUUAAACCUAUGAAAAAAGAUCGAUUAUCAGGGUGUUCGCAGCGAACACCUUAGUAAUCGAUUCUUUACCAUAGUUUCAAAUGGCGAGAUAUCGAUAAUCGAUUAUUCACGCCACGCCACUGGCCAAUUUAUGCCAUACCUCGAACAGUUCGGUAAAUCCUCUUUUUGGAAAAAUAUCUUGUAAACAUCGAGGAAUUCUUUGCAGUAACAACGUAUACGAGUAAACUUUCCGACACUCAUCAGAUUGUGCAACCAAGUAUAAAAUUUUACAGCUGAAUAAUUUAAAGCCCAACUAGAAUUUUUCGCCUCAAAUUUUCCCUAAUUUCACCUUUUUUUAUAUAAAAAUGAAGAGCACGUGUAUUUCUUCGUUUUUUUUUUAUAUUCGAGAUUGCACACAUCUGAGAAGCACUAAGUACUUUUAUACGCUACUUCAAUGACGAAUAACUUAAAGUGGAAAUUUGGAACGCUGCAACUGGAAUAGUUGUCUUGAGAAAUGAACCAUCGAUAUCUUAAGCUGUCUUCACACAAUCGAACCCAGAUUUUCAAAAUAGGCGAUGGGUGCCGUUGCCAACCCUCUCUCAUUGGUCAGCGAUGCGAGUUCGGUACAUACUUUGAAAACCUCUAUUUGAUUGUGCGCCGUAGACUAUAGAGAUAUCACACCGGCUAUCCAAGUGAUGUAAACGGAAGGAGCAAAGAGGUCACUUUCGGGAGUUUAACAUAUUCUCAAGCCAUCGUCAUACAGCCAAUUCGAGACUUUCAAAAUCUGUGAUCGGUGCAAUUGUUGACUGAUGAAAAAAUGCACCGCUUUGGAGUGUUUUAACGAAUAAUGCAUUCAAGGCAUAUCAUAAAUUGGAUGUAUUCAACUAAAAUUAGUUUAACUGUGCAUCAUGUUGCCCUCUCAUAUUUUGCUCUUUAGACAAAGGACUAAACAAAAAACGCAUUGAAACUUUCUGUGAAUUUCUCCUAGAUUCUGAAAAAUAUACUCUCGAAAUUGCAAAUAAAAAUGUUGUUUGGUUCUCUGCCAAAAAAUCAAGAAAUAGAGUAUGAGAGAGAAUUAUAGACAACGUAUGAUGCACAGUGGCGUGGCGUGAAUUGCGAU